Daucus carota subsp. sativus is the source of this 4401-nucleotide messenger RNA. RefSeq lists its product as uncharacterized. The transcript is spliced from 11 exons. Bases 1 to 4401 code for a protein of 1466 amino acids. Gene Ontology annotation, molecular function: DNA helicase activity. Gene Ontology annotation, biological process: DNA repair; telomere maintenance. NCBI's taxonomy places the organism in Eukaryota, Viridiplantae, Streptophyta, Magnoliopsida, Apiales, Apiaceae. The record is from RefSeq and is a predicted model, not a curated record.
AUGAAGAGAAGAACACAUCCAGAUCCCCUGUCUGAUAUUAGUAACAUUUCCAGUUUGACGGACCGUUCUCGGUGUUAUUCACCCAGUCAACAGUUCACGAAAUCUGACUCGUGCAAUGGUCGUUGGAAACGUAGAGUUAUGUGUAACGAGAACUGGAAUCCUCUCGUGGAUGUAACUAAUAACGGUGUUGAAAGUUCGUCUUUCCGAAAAGGUGCAACUGAAACUUUUAUGACACCAGUAACUGAAGAUGUUGUUCCCACUAUAUGCAAGUUUCCGGUUUCCAGCGUUAUGGGGAAAAAAUAUUCUUCGAAGCAAGGUAUUGAUCAAUUUGUUUUAGUUCACGAUAUUUUGCGCAAUGGUUUUUGUUAUCGUGUUCUCCGUAGAGUGGUUUUGACAGAUGACAAUAUACAGUAUGUUUCUCUUGGAGGACCAACUGAGGAGUGUGAGCACCGCCAUGCAAUAAUGUGGAAAGAAGAACGAAGCAAUAAGAAGGUCACCAAAGGCAAAGCUCGAUUUAUGAAGUGUUGUAUUGAUGGGGAUAUUCGUUUACCUAAAGCGAAGAAAACUCCGUCGUACCUGAAAGCUUUGUACGAAGAUCCAGUUGAAGGUCCUCUAUUUCAUGAAAAUAUUGCUAUAUACAAUUGCAUGUUUGCUUUCACUUCGAUGGGAGGUAAUGUUGAUAGGUCCAUAAACAAUGGUGGCGGCCCUGUAGUGUUUAGGUUGAAUGGUGUCAUCAUUCAUCAGUUUGGUUCUUUACUUCCCCUUGAACCAGGCAACCCAAAAUUCUGUCAAAUGUAUAUAUAUGACACCGAAAACGAAAUUGCCAAUCGAAUGCGAUGGAUUGACAAUCCUCAGAAGAGAGGGAUUAAUCCAAAAAUUGAGGAAGCGUUGAUUAAAAUGUUCGACAAGAUUAACGUCUUAGUCCAAAAAUUUCGUCAAGCACGUGAUCGUUUUAAGGAAGAUAAUAUUGUUCCGCUAAAGAUUCAUAUGAAAGCAUCCCGUUCUGUUACUGGUCGUCCUAAUAACAUAUCAUCUUCAGAUGAAGUUGCUGCUGUUCUGGUUGGGGAUGCGAAGUAUACAAAAGGAGUAUGUGACAUCGUAGUUGAUAGUAAGAUGGUUGGACUAAAGCGAAUUUCCGAUAUCCAUCCCUUGCGAGCUGCUCUACAGUAUCCUAUACUUUUUCCCAAUGGAGAAGAUGGUUACCAUGAAGGCUUAAAGUACUUUAAGAAAGGAAGGAAGAAAAACGAUUAUACGUUGCGGCUUGGAGGAAGGCUUGUCCAACAAUAUGUCGUUGACUCUUUCGCUUCGAUUGAACAAGCAAGGCUUUAUUGGGUUAAGAAACAUCAAGAAGAGUUAAGAUGUGAUUUGUACAAUAACAUACGUGACCAGGUCAGAAUUGGUCUUGGUGAUAGUUCGAAUGUUGGUAGAUCAUACAUUUUACCUUCUUCAUUCACUGGUUCUAAACGAUAUAUGCAACAAAAUUUUCAAGACGCUCUUGCUGUUUGUCGCGUUAUUGGACAUCCUGAUCUUUUUCUUACCAUGACUUGCAACUCUGAAUGGGAUGAACUGAACAAGAUGAUGAAACUUUUACCUGGAUGUCGUGUUGAAAAUUGUCCAGACAUUAUAGCCCGAGUCUUCAAACCUAAAGUUGAUCAACUUUGCCAUGACAUUCAAAAGAAUGACAUAUUUUGGGAAAUGUACUGCGCUUUGUUUACAAGUUUUGUUUCAACUGCAGUGAUGUAUGUUGUUGAGUAUCAAAAGCGUGGUCUUCCACAUAUUCACAUGUUGAUCUGGUUGGAUAGUUCAGCAAAACCAAAAACCUGUGACAGAGUGGAUGAAUUGGUGAGUGCUGAAAUUCCAAACCCUGACGAAGAACCUGAGCUAUACGAAGCUGUUAAGAAAUUUAUGAUUCAUGGUCCUUGUGGAAAACAAAACAGUAAAUGUGCUUGCAUGAAAGAUUUCAAGUGCACCAAACAUUUUCCAAAGAGGUAUUUGACAUGUACAUCAUUUGAUAAUUCUGGAUUUCCAAUUUACAAACGCCGUAAAACAGCUAAUCGGGUCAAGGUUCGCAAAACCUUCCUUGAUAACCAAUGGGUUGCCCCGUAUAACAAAUAUCUUCUUCUUCGAUAUCAAUGCCACAUAAAUUUAGAAAUUUGUGCUCAUGCGAGUAGUUUGAAAUAUUUGUUCAAGUAUUGCCUUAAAGGACACGAUCAAGCCACUGUACUCAUAAAGACGCAGAAAGUAUCUAAUCCAACUGGAACCAAAGAAUGUAUCAUUGAUGAGAUAAAGACCUUCCUCGAUGGUCGUUACAUAUGCGGUGUUGAAGCUGCUCAUAGAAUAUACGGCUUUGAUGUGCAUCACAGGACAAUAGCGGUUCAACGCCUUCCCUUCCAUCUACCUCAUGAAAAACCCUAUACUUUUCACAGUAGGGAUAAUCUUGCUUCAGUAGAGAGAUUAUGGUCAGUGAAAAAGAGCAAGCUCGAGGCUUAUUUUGAAUUGAAUAAAAUGGAUAGAUCUGCUCGGAAAUACUCUUAUAGUCAAAUCCCUCAAUUUUAUGUUUGGGAUGGCCAAUCAUCAAUAUGGUCUUUACGAAAGAAGGGUUAUCAAAUUGGUAGGUUGACUUACAGCCAUCAUGGCAGUGGUGAAUUGUGGUAUUUAAGGAUGCUUCUUUGUCGAAUUUGUGGUCCAACAUCUUUCGAAGAUCUUAUAACUGUCGGAGGAGUUUUGUUCCCUUCUUUUCAUUCUACAUGUUAUGCUCAUGGUUGGCUUGCCAGUGACAAGGAAUGGGACGAGGCUUUAACCGAAUGUUCUUCUAUGGGGAGGAAGGUAACAUGCAAGAUUGAUUUGGUGCUAUCCAACAAAGAGAUAGAGUGUUAUGCACUUGCUGAAAUUGAUAAUCUUCUUCGUUCAGUUGGGAAACCGCUCCAACAUUUUAAAAGUCUGCCUCAGCCUGACGAGUCGUACUUAAAUAAUGGGAAUAAUAAUUUAAUCAUUGAAGAAACAACAUACAAUGUUGAGGAAGAGAUCCAAAAGCAUAAUUCAAUGGUUUCGCAACUUAACCAUGAGCAACUGGAAGUUUAUGAGAGCAUUAUGCAUUCUGUGAAUAAUAAAGAAGGAGGGUUGUUUUUCAUCUAUGGAAGUGGAGGUUGUGGUAAGACAUAUUUGUGGGGCACCAUAAUUUCUAAACUUCGGUCUGAGCGUAAGAUUGUCCUGCCUGUUGCUUCAUCAGGCAUUGCUGCAACCUUGAUGCCUGGUGGUCGUACGGCUCAUUCACAUUUCUGGAUACCUAUAAUAAUUGAUGAAGACUCCUCAUGCAACAUAGCUCAUCAUUCUGAUAUUGCCCAACUCCUUAAGAAGACUGAGCUUAUUAUAUGUGACGAAGCGCCUAUGCAACACCGGUAUGCCUUUGAAGCACUGGAUCGUAGUUUACGUGAUAUAAUGAAGUCAGUAUCUUUAGAAAGAAAUAAGAAACCAUUUGGUGGAAUACCAAUUGUGCUUGGUGGUGACUUUCGUCAGAUAUUACCCGUUAUAAACUAUGCACCACGUGGAGAAGUUGUAUCAUCCUCUAUCAACCGAUCCAGGCUGUGGGAUGAAUGCAAACUGUAUAUGCUUAGUGUUAACAUGCGAGUAAACAGAGGCAAGUCUAAAGCGGAGAAAGAGCUAGCUCAUCGUUUUAAUCAGUGGGUGCUUGAUAUUGGUAAUGGGAAGAUUCCCCGGUGUACUGAAGACGUAGAUGUUUUUGAUGAUUUUAAUGUUCAGAUUCCGGACGAGUUUUGCAUAAAGUCUGACAAGUUUUCUGUUGAGGAGAUCAUCAAUUCCACUAAUCCAGAUCUCCUGUCAAAUUUUACAGAUGAGCUAUACAUUAGUGAGGGAGCUAUCUUAAGUCCUACGAAUGAAGUAGUUCAUGAAGUGAAUGCUGUAAUUCUUGAUAAGCUGCCCUCCGAAGCCCACUCCUAUUUGAGCGUAGAUUCUGCUGAAGAAAUUGGUGAAUCAGAAGAUGAGUUUAAUGCCUCCUUUCCUGACGAGUAUUUAAAUGCUCUAAAUGAGCCCGGUCUACCACCGCACAAUCUUAUACUAAAAGAGAAUGUUGUGGUCAUGCUAAUGAGAAAUUUAAAUCAGAUCAUGGGUUUGUGCAACGGAACAAGAAUGAUCGUAAGAAAGUGUUUCAAACAGUGCGUGCUAUGUGAAGUCAUAUGUGGCACCCAUAGAGGUACUCUUCAUUUUAUUCCUAGGAUUGAAAUGUCUCCAACUGACUCUCGCCUUCCUUUUAAGCUCAACCGCCUUCAACUUCCUCUCCAAAUUUGUUACGCCAUGACCAUUAACAAGUCUCAAGGUCAGUCUCUCGAUACAGUUGGUCUGUACCUACCAAGUCCUGUUUUUCCCAUGGGCAGCUUUACGUAG